Molecule: messenger RNA, 1057 nt
Organism: Gasterosteus aculeatus aculeatus (three-spined stickleback)
Lineage: Eukaryota; Metazoa; Chordata; Actinopteri; Perciformes; Gasterosteidae
Gene: cskmt
Product: citrate synthase lysine methyltransferase
Source: RefSeq, a predicted model, not a curated record
GGCGGCGCGACUCGCUGCUAAGAAACCCGGACGGAGUGAGACAUCCUUCGUAAGGACAAUCAAAGUCGCUGAGGGGAAAAUGUCUCCGUUUUCGAGGUCGCUGACUUUGUUUUGUGGGAGAAUAGCUGCAGUCCGAUGUCACUCGUCGCUGACAGCCGAGCUGAUUGAAAACAUGGAUAAGAAAGCAACCUGGGACCGCUUCUACACCGAGAGCAGCAGCAGCAGCCGGACGGCAACCUUCAAAAACUUUGAGUGGUUCUUCGGCUUCGACGCCGUGAGGGACUUCAUCAUGCCCCUCUUGCGGACCGAGCCCCACCCAGAUGGUGUUCUGCGAGUCCUGGACGUGGGCUGUGGCACCUCCGCUUUAGGGCCCUCCAUAUACAGACACUCUCCUCUCCCGGUCCAGGUCACUUGUGCGGACAUUUCCCCCAUAGCUGUGCGACUAAUGCAGGAACAAAUCCAAGCCAAGGACAUACAACCUCACAACCGCUCCUCUCGGCUGGAGUUUGUAGAGCUGGACUGCACGCUGCUCCACGAGCACUACGGCAGCCGCAGUGUGGACCUCAUAGUCGAUAAGGGCACCACAGACGCCUUGUUGAGGUCCAAGGAAGGCCGGCGGAAGGCCGGCCUGAUGCUGACGCAGUGUUUGAAGGCGCUGCGGAGCUCCGGAUCUCUGCUCCAGUUUUCUGAUGAAGACCCCGAUGUCCGGCUGCUGUGGCUGGAGACCGAGGCGCGGGAGUCGGGGGUGAUGGCAGCGGAUGUUGGGGUGCAGGAGGUUGGGGAGCUACGGGGAAUGUCUUAUUACUGCUACAAUGUCAAUCCUCGUCCUGUUGUAUAGCAACUUUCGUUUGAUGGGCUUUUUAGUGUGUCGGUGGUUUCGCCGGCGUGCCAGAUACUCUAUCCCUCCUCUUUCCCCACACUGCUCGUCUCUUUCCCCUGGUUGCUGCCAGCGUCACAUCUGUGCUUUCUAGCAUCUGCCUUGUUGGAUUUGUUUGCCUGUUUGUGCUGGCACUCUACUUAGACUCUGGGAAUACUUUGAAUAAACGCCUAAACUUCA